GGGGGCCGGAGAGAGAUUUGGAGAGAGACUGCGGGGUUCCUUUCUGUUUGGCCCCAGAUCUUAAAGUGUCCCUUGGAGUGGCACCAAGGAUCAUAUAGCCUGAUGCCCUCUUGCCCUUGAGAAAGAACCCCCUGCCCUCCUUCUUUAUAUUCCUGUAUUUUAUUUACUUUGAUCCCUCUUUUCUCCCAAGGUGGUGAUCUUUUCCAAAAGACCCCUUGCUCCAGGGCACUUGCAGGAAGCCAAAAGGAUGGGCAAGUGAAGAGAAGAUAUUGCCCUUCUCCUGCCUGUCUUUCCCACUUGACAACUUUUCAGAGUUUUCUUUCCUUGUUUCCUGAGCUGAUAGGUUUGGGUGCAGGAUCCUGGAGCUGCUUUCUUGUCCUUAGGGGGGAAUCUGUCCUCCCCACACCAGCCUCUUUCCCACCCGCUUGGUUCUUCUCAGACCUGAAGCCUCCUGUAAAGACACGUCACCUGCCCCAAAGGGUGGCAAAGCCAGGGUUAGCUAUGCGGCUGGGUGUUUUGCUUUCUGUCUCAAUGGAGAAAGGAUCUAGCUAAAGAGGAAAGAAGGGUGAGAAGAGCAAAGGAGGAGGAAAAGAGAGGAGGACAGGGAAAGGAGUGAGCACCCCUAGCCUUUGGUUGGCACCAUGAGUGGCGGAAGGUUUGACUUUGAUGAUGGCGGAGCCUACUGUGGGGGCUGGGAAGGCGGCAAAGCCCAUGGGCACGGCAUCUGCACUGGGCCUAAAGGUCAAGGGGAAUACUCCGGCUCUUGGAACUAUGGCUUCGAAGUUGUGGGUGUCUACACCUGGCCCAGUGGCAACACCUACGAAGGCUACUGGUCUCAAGGCAAGAGGCACGGCCUAGGGGUUGAGACCAAAGGACGGUGGCUUUACAAAGGCGAGUGGACACAUGGCUUUAAGGGAAGGUAUGGCAUAAGGCAGAACGUCAGCAGCGGAGCCAAAUAUGAAGGCACCUGGAAUAAUGGGCUGCAGGAUGGUUAUGGUACCGAGACCUACGCAGAUGGAGGUACUUACCAAGGCCAGUUCACCAAUGGCAUGCGCCAUGGUUAUGGCAUCCGGCAGAGUGUCCCAUAUGGCAUUGCGGCUGUUGUCCGCAAUCCUCUGAGGACCUCCCUCACCUCCCUCCGUAGUGAGCACAGCAAUGGUACCCUGCUGCAACAUGACUCUCCAUCCGCUACCCUGGAGAAUGUUCCCAUGGCACCGACUAUCACACGGGGAGGCUUUGCUCUCAGCUUGUAUGCAGAUGCUGAUGCUACCAAGCUGAAGAAAGGAGGGCUCUUCCGGAGAAGCUCCUUGUUUGGGAAGCUGAAGAAAUCUGACUCCAAGACUUCCUUGGCCAGCCAGAAGAGUCGACUCAGCUUCCUCAAGAGUGAGAGUGGUAUGAGCUCCACUGGUAGUGAUGCCACCUCCACUGCCAGCCUGGGAGAAGGAGCAGAGAGUGAGGACUUCCCACCUUUUGAUGCUGAUAUCGAUGCCACCACUACAGAGUCCUACAUGGGUGAGUGGAAGAAUGACAAGCGCUCAGGAUUUGGUGUUAGUGAGCGAUCAAGCGGUCUGAAGUAUGAGGGUGAAUGGCUGGAUAAUGUACGGCAUGGAUAUGGUUGCACCACGUUGCCUGAUGGUAAGAAGGAAGAAGGAAAAUACCGAAUGAAUGUCCUCAUCAAAGGCAUGAAGAAGCGGGUGAUACCUCUGAAAAGUGCCAAGAUAAGGCAGAAAGUGGACCGGAGUGUGGAAGGGGCUCAGAGGGCAGCAGCCAUUGCCAGACAGAAAUCUGAGAUUGCAGCUUCUCGGACUGCCCAUGCCAAAGCCAAGUCGGAGGGUGCCGAGCAAGCAGCACUGGCAGCUAACAACGAAUCCACUUUAGCCAGGUCGAUGGCCAGGGAACUGUCUCCAGACUUCUAUCAACCAGGCCCUGAAUACUUGAAAAGGAGGCUGAUCCAGGAACUCAUGGAGAAUGAAGAAAAUAUGGAAGAAGAGGCACCACCUGUGGAACAGCCACCUGCACUAACAUCUCCAGGAACUCCUCAGGUUGAUACUGAAGACUCCUCCAAACCCAAGGGGAGUCCAACUCGAACUCCCUCCCCACCUGGAAUACCACCUGAGGCCAAGCGUGCUAAACAGGGCUCCCAGAAAGAAAGUUUUCGCAGUCCCGGGAGCUGGAAUGGAGAUCAUAGUAAGGAAGGUGGUCACACAGAAAGUAGGGCCAACACUCCAUCUAAUGCUCUAUCGGCACCAGUUGAGAAGUUUGUAAGUGAUAGCAGACCCACUUCCCAAAGUCCUAGCCAUCAUGGCCACACGAAGGCUCCUGCUGAGCAAAUGGAGAUCAAACCACUUCAGAGGAUACAUCAAGUAGGCGAUGCUGAGUUAUUUCAAGGCUAUCACAGUUACGCAGUGAGGACCUCCCCAGUUACUCCUCCAAUAGACUAUGAGGAAGAAUCAUUCCCUGACUCCAAAGUGCCGGUUAAGCCAAUUUCCCCAGAGCCAAAGGCUGAUGUGAAGGCUAUUGAACACAAAAUGGAGCCACAGAAGAGGGGAGGGACCCCUGUUUCUCAUCAUGAACCAGCUCAUGAAGAGAAAAAAGCACACAAAGUGGAAAUGAAACAUGAACCCAAGCAGCAUCCUGGGCCUGAGCACAAAGUAGAAGAGAAAACAGAAGCUGCACCUGAAGACAAGCUUGAGCAGAAAACUGAAACUAAGGUGAUGCCCAAAGUGGAGCUCAAAGCAAUGGUGAAAAAAGUUCCUCCACCAGAAGCAGCACCAAAAGAGGUGGAAGAACAAGAAGAGGGACCUAACACCAUCAUUAUCUUCAUGGUUAUCUUACUGAACAUUGGCCUGUCCAUCUUAUUUGUGCAUUUUCUGACAUGAUGACAUGCUAAAACAAGAGGUUUCGGCUGAUAGACCUUAUCAGGGAGAUAAUACCAUCCAAUGAAAACCAUUACAAAAGGGCAUGACUUGGAAGAACCCAGUGGUUUCCCCAACCAUGGGUAAUCUUGUCUGUCCCACAGGAAGAAGCCUGGAGUUUUGCACCCCCUCCUCUUUGUUCCCUUUGCUGUGAACAGGAAUUGCCUUAAAGUUUCAUAAUUUGGAGAAUACAGUGCUGCUGUUUGAAGAAACAAGGACCUACCAAUAAUUGUAGAAAUGCUAAUGAAAGUGUUUUUUUCCAUCAAAGCCCCAGGUUUUUUGGGGAGAUUCAUUGUUACAGAUCUUGUGAAAGAAAACCACAAUUCUAAAUCUCGUAAGAGCUAGAAAUAAUGGUUACUGCUGUGGAUUUAACUACCCCAUCUGUACCAAGGGUAUUGUGAAUCUGAUGUUAGGAACAGUCUGGCUGUUUCCCCUGCUGCUAGAUACUCCUAAAUCAUUCUGGUUAGAAGUUCAGGCUCUAAAGCAGGCAAAAUUGUAGAUCCUGUGGGUGUAAGUAAAUCCACAGUGGUGUGAGAAAAAGAUGACUACCAUCUUCUCCUGUCAUGAAUUGCAUUGUUAGCAUCCUUAAAUUUGGGCUGAUUGUAAGCAGUCCCCACAAGUGGAUCUUUUGUGAUACUACCAAGUAGAGUAAAUCUUGUCUCUUCAAGAGUUUAAGAAAUCUGCAAAUUAGAGGCUGCAUUUUUGAAUAGCUGCAUAUAACAGUCAAUGAAGUCCAUGCUUGUUUCAUAGUUAAACAGUGCUUUGGCAACAGUGCCUUGUUGCAAGUAUCUGCAACACUACUGCCCAAAAGUCAGACCCAGAGUGAGAUCAUGCAUUAUGCUUUUCUUCUGGGCAUUCAGAUAUAUACAUGACUUGGAAUGAGCAGAACCUUAGCAAUGUAAAGCAUCAGCCGUACAUGUGUUUGGAUCGCCCUCUCAUUUUACUUUGCAACAAGCUAUGAACUUCUGAGUCACUUUAAAAAAAAAUUAAGUGCCUUAUUUAAAAGCAACUGUGAAUUUUUAUGUAUACUGAUCCUCCCCAUUACAACCAUGUCUUGUUAAAAAUUAGAAGCUGAAAGAAAAGGACUAGAAUAUUAGUAAGCUUAAAAAGCAGACUGUGCUUGUACUAAAUGUGGUGCCACAGAUACAAAGUAGGUAAAUGCAAGAGCAGUGUUUUUGGAUCAGAUUAUCUGCAACUCAAGAAAUGCUGAAUGUCAUUAGAAAAUGGGAAUUAUGCUAUUUAGUGCCUUUCCUCUUUCUUUUUAAAUGUUAUAAUCAAGUUAUAUUAUAAAUUGGAGGAGGAAUAUUGUGACUUUUGCCCAGAAAAAUCUGUGCUGAAAUAGUCUUCCCGAAAAAUAUGUAUUCUAUAUAGGAACAUCCACAACACAUGGGAUGAUAACAAUCUGGACAGUCUUGGUUUUAUUUUUAUAUUUCUCUUAUUUUGAGUAUAUGUGUAGCAAUUAGACUUUUACUUGCUUCUGAAAUUAAUCAGCCUUCCUGGUUCUCUGGCUGAGAGGUACACAAUGCAAUUGCUUCAUUAACUCUGUAUGUGAUUUGCUUUUCUUUGAGAGACCUAAAUGGCUUUGAUUUAUCUUGAAACACACAAUCUGAUCCCCUUGAAAAGUGCUGAAAUGGUUUCCAUCUCCCAUCCCCAACCCUCAUGCAUACAGACAGGAUGAGCUCUCCUUGUUGUGCUUUGUUCCUUGCCAUGUGAUGAGAAAGGUAGGUAGAUGUGCUUCAUGUGACAUAUAUAAAUACACAGAAUAGCACCCAGCAGCCCAAAGGUGUGUCCAAAGUCUUGCGUGCAUCCAGUGCAGGUGUUGUUUUUUAAAUGUGUUUCCAAUCAUAUCAGAAGACAAAUUGCUUUUGAAAUGUACCACUUUCAAACGUAGCUUGCCAUUCACUAUGUUGACAAUAUGAACAGUUUGCAUCAACAGUUUGCACAGUUCUUUGGAUCCUAACUGUAUGUGUUGUAAUAUGUUUAUAUGUGUCACUCUCUCUUCAAAAACAGGAGAAAGAAAGAGAGCAAUCCUUAGGGCAUGUGCAUACAUUUGGUCACUAUACCAUGUAGUAACUCCUGUGUUUACAUGUAGGUAACCACAAGCCUACCUCCAGGAAGUAACUAUAAGUAAUAUUGUUAAGCAGGUAUGGAUCAUAUACCAUGUGCAGCUCCCAAGCAUUUUUGUAUUCUCCACCCUUUAUUUUAGAAACCUGAAAACCUCAGCCUGUCUUGCUUUUUUAAGAUAAUGUUCUAGCCCUCAGUGCUUCAAAUAUGAGCUUGAAUACAAGAACAAAAUGCACAAACAUAAUGCCUCACAUUCAGAGCUCCAUGCAGUUAUGAUGUACACAGGAAGCAUCUCCAUGUGUGAGCUUUUCAAUUCACCUCAACUGAAGGGACAUCUCUACACAUGCCUUUAUGAGUUGUCUCCUCCUUGAAUUGAAAACAAAGGGGUCUUGAAGGUGAAGAAGCUUCAUGUGUGCAUCAUAGUACAUGUGUCCCCAAGAACCCUUUGGGCCAGGGGCAAAUGUGUGCACAAAUCUUGUGGUAUUUUGGUACCCUAGGAUGAGCAGGAACAGGUUUACCUCAACUUUGCAUGCCUUCAAAAAUAGAAUUGUGUUUUAAAAAAUGUCCAGGUCUUACAAAACUACAAAUGUAUCAUCACCAGCGACACACCAUACUUUCAAGUUUUAAAAAUAAAAUGUGUAUGACAAUUGAUGUAAUAUUGUCAAGGAGUUUCCAUCAGUUGUUCUGCUGGAUUAUGUGCAAUAAUAAAAGAUUAUUUCACUCACA
This is a messenger RNA of Sceloporus undulatus (fence lizard), 5705 nucleotides long. RefSeq names its product junctophilin 2 (gene JPH2). The coding region runs from base 642 to 2879 and encodes 745 amino acids. The transcript is spliced from 6 exons. Gene Ontology annotation, cellular component: endoplasmic reticulum membrane; junctional membrane complex; plasma membrane. NCBI's taxonomy places the organism in Eukaryota, Metazoa, Chordata, Lepidosauria, Squamata, Phrynosomatidae. The record is from RefSeq and is a predicted model, not a curated record.